Messenger RNA from Drosophila mauritiana, 1812 nucleotides. RefSeq names its product heat shock 70 kDa protein 14. Lineage: Eukaryota; Metazoa; Arthropoda; Insecta; Diptera; Drosophilidae. The coding region runs from base 138 to 1679 and encodes 513 amino acids. Gene Ontology annotation, biological process: protein folding. Gene Ontology annotation, cellular component: cytosol; nucleus. The transcript has a single exon. Gene Ontology annotation, molecular function: ATP-dependent protein folding chaperone; ATP binding. The record is from RefSeq and is a predicted model, not a curated record.
CGCCAGUGUUGCCAAAUACUCUGCCACACAACACUACCGCGCGUGCUGGAAAAAAACGUGCGCGUUUAUUCGUUGCAUUUUGUUAAGAUAAUUCCUUAAGUCCGGGUACUUCUGCCUUCGAUUCCGACUCCCCAAAGAUGUGGCCGCGAUUUGGCAUUAAGAUUGGCAACAGCACGCUCUGCAUCGCACACGUGCGUGCGGAUGGCAAGGCGGAGGUGAUCGCCAACAAACAGGGCGACCGUGUGUCUCAAGCGUGCCUUCUUUGGGACGGAACCUCGGAGAUCGAAUGUGGCCUCACGGCCAAGCAGAAGAUGGCCAACCGUCCGCGCCAGGCGGUGGCACACAGCUUUCAGUUGCUUCAGCCCAAGGAACAGCUCACGGAGGAGAAACUGUCCAGUGCGCUGCGAGAAAUUCCCUGCGAUUUUGACAAGGAGGAGCUGGUGUUCCGGAUGGAGCACACUGUACCCUCCGACAGGGAGGACCAAGACGAUAAAGUUGUGACCAAGGACCUAAGCGCCUAUCAGGUGACGGUGGAGCUGUUGCGCGCUGAGCUGGAGCUGGCCCAUCAAUAUCACACGGACGGGAAACAGGCGCCCAUUGCCGUGCUCUCCAUACCCAGCUACUAUCCCGCCUCGGCCUACAAACUGCUAGCAGAUGCCGCUCAAACCGCUGGCUUCCACGUGGCCCAGAUUAUAACCGAACCCACGGCCGCCGUUCUAGGCUACAGCAUCGGCGAGGAGCAGACGGAACAGCGCCACCAUGUGCUGACAAUCAAAUGCGGUGGCUUAUACAGCGACAUCGCCUUUUACGCCGUCCAAAAUGGCCUGUUCGUUCAGCUGGCCACUUUCGGACCCUUCCCCAUCGGUGGCCGGCAAUUCACCGAGGCCUUGGUGCAGUUUAUUUGCGAGGAGUUCCGUCGCAAGUACAAGCUAGAUCCGCAUGAGUCUCGCCGCUCAGUGGCCAAAAUCCGCACUGCCGCUGCAAAUUGCAAACACAUCCUGACCACGAUGCCUUCCACGCAGCUUUAUAUCGACUCCCUGAUGGACGGCGUUGAUUACAAUGCCCAGAUGUCGCGUGCUCGCUUCGAGAGCCUCAUACAGCCAGUGAUCAAUAACCUCAUCCAGCAGCUGGGCGAGUGUGUGGAGCAGGCGCAAAAGGAGCAUCCUGGUUUGAGUAAAAUAGAUGACAUCGUUCUACUAGGCGCCACAAUGCAAAUCCCGAAGCUUCAGGCGGCAGUGGGAGCCCGUUUCCCGGACGCCAAGCUCCACAACAGCCAUUCGGCGGACGAGGUUGUGGCCAUCGGCUGUGCGCGCCAAGCUGUGUGCCUGAUUGACCCCCUUGAACAGCAGCUUCACAAGGAGGAGGAUUGCGUGGUGGCUGAGGAUGACCUUUAUAUUUGGCACGGCAAUGACGAAUCCAAUGCCAAAUUGGUUCUGGGCAGGGGAAGCGUUCUGCCUGCCAAAAUACGGAUAUCACUGCCCCAAUCAGAGCAGGGAAAGGGCGAUGACGUAAGCAAUGGAGCUGCUUCCUUUAAGCUACGCACCGGAGAGAGCGAGAUCCUGGCCCGUCUGCCCGACAGCACGUUACCGGAAGAUGGACUUUACCAGCUAGAGGUUGAGGUAGAUGUGGACGAUAAGGACGGCAACGUGGUGCCGCUGGUGCGACUGCGCUGCAUGUGAGAGCCGGAUUGUGAACCGAAAUCGGUGCGAUGUCGCCUAGACUAUUUAUUGUUGCUAGCCUAAUGAUUACAAUACAAAACCCCAAUAAAGAUAAAUACGCAGCGGCAAACGAGAAAGUGUGUGCAUACUGAAA